AUGAGGUACCAGACCCUGCAGUCAGAGUGGAAGAGAUAUGCACAGCAGUCAAAGCAACUCUCAGAGGACAUUUCAACCAAGCUCACAAAGGACACUGUUGAGAUUGAAGGUCAGAUUCAAGAGCAUCAAGCCAUGGAUGAAGAGAAUCUCUCACAACUGGAUCGUGAUGUGACUGAAGGAAAGCAGAUUGUAGAGAAUUUCGUGCAGGAAGAAGUGGCAAAGGAUGUACCAACAGGUCACACACCUCAGAGAUACGAGUUUAGAUAUCCACGAAACUUGACCAAGACCGACGACCAUAACAGACUUCUUCAGCAAUUCAGAGAAACACGAAGAGAGUCUGAUCCUAUCGUGAUGAAUUUGUCAUCGCAGCUUGAAGAGACUGGAAGUGACACGCAAUCUCCUGCGGCAUCUGUCGAGGACAUUCGUGGAAGUCAGAGCAACCUCAGCGAGGCGGGCACAGAGGUCUCUGUGAAAUCCAUGGCAAGCACAUCUGGAGUUUCCACCACCAGUCACAGGAGCAAGAUGUCUGAUGUGGACUCCAUGAAAGAAAACAAGGCUAUCAAGUCAAUGCGACCACCUCAAGGGACCUCAAAGAGGGCCAAAGCUCCAUCCAAGACUCCUUCUAAGACACCAACGAAAGGAUCAGUGUCAAACAGUUCAAGAACGAAGUUGCCUUUACGCUCAAAUAAUCCUUAAGCCCAUUACGUAGUGGUGAAAAAUAUGAAAAUGUUACUUUUUGGAGUUAUUGUCAAAAUAUUCUUUUCAUAAUUUUAGAUUGUAAUGCAGCUAUCAACUACAUUUGAGACCAACCAGAUAAGCCUUAUAAUGUUAUGAGAUAUCUACUUUUAUGGGCAGCACUGUUUGUUUUUGUUUUUCAAGAAUAUUUUGUUUUGAAAAGUUCUGCAUUUAUACUGUAAUGAAGAUCACUUUGAGACCACCUUUGCUGUUACAAUAUCACAUCUUCAUUAUAACAUAAGCUAUUUUCUUCAUGAUUGUAGAUACAAGUUCAGAAUCGAAUCUCGAAGGGUCUGUUAUAGUUAUAGAAUUUUUAUUGUAAAGCAUGAUUUUAAUGAGUAGAAGUGUAGUCGAUAUUGUGCCCACGUGGCUGCCAGUUUGCCAGCUGACAACUAGAUAUCCAUUUCAAGGAGUGUGACCACUAUUAUAAGCCUACCUACGGC
Messenger RNA from Aplysia californica (California sea hare), 1178 nucleotides. RefSeq names its product kinesin-like protein KIF11-B. Bases 1 to 696 code for a protein of 231 amino acids. NCBI's taxonomy places the organism in Eukaryota, Metazoa, Mollusca, Gastropoda, Aplysiida, Aplysiidae. Gene Ontology annotation, molecular function: microtubule binding. The record is from RefSeq and is a predicted model, not a curated record. The transcript has 5 exons.